AUGCUUAGAACAGCAAACCUGCGUGAGUGUAACCUCACAGAGAAAAGCUGUGCCACACUAGCAUCAGCUCUCAGUUCAAACUCCUCAAAUCUGAGAGAACUGGACCUGGGUAACAAUAAUCUGCAGGAUUCAGGAGUGAAGCUGCUCUGUGCUGGACUGAAGCACCAAAACUGUAAACUGGAGAUACUAGGGCUGUAUAAAUGCUUUAUUAGGGAGGAAGGCUGUGCUGCUUUGGCUUCAGCUCUGAAAUCAAACCCCUGUCACCUCAGAGAGCUGAAUCUGAACUGCAGUAAACCAGGAGAGUCAGGAGUGGAGCUGCUCUCUGCUCUACUGGAGGAUCCACACAAUAAACUGGAGAAGCUAGACAUCUGAAUACGACCUGCACUUAAC
Messenger RNA from Colossoma macropomum (tambaqui), 390 nucleotides. Its product is annotated as NACHT, LRR and PYD domains-containing protein 12-like. The record is from RefSeq and is a predicted model, not a curated record. The transcript is spliced from 5 exons. Gene Ontology annotation, molecular function: protein binding. Bases 1 to 372 code for a protein of 123 amino acids. Lineage: Eukaryota; Metazoa; Chordata; Actinopteri; Characiformes; Serrasalmidae.